AUGUGUGAUCUUCCUCCGGAGCUCAUAUCCUCCAUCGUGUCCUAUGUAUCCGACGACAGAGUAUCCCUCAAGUCAUGCAUGUCCGUCUCUACCACCUGGCACCUUCAGACACGACCUCAUCUCUUUCGCAAGUUCACAUUCUGCGUUGGCUUCCAGAUCUCACAAAGCGACAUCCGUCGCAAGUUGGAAAGCUUCCUCGACAUCGCCAGAGCUGAACCAAGGAUCUCGGGCUACGUUCACGAGCUGGAGAUUACCUCCACCAGCUCCGCUGGGACGAUGUGGCUCCUGGACGACACCUUAUUACCACAGGUCCUACGGUCACUUACCCAGGUUCAGACAUUUCGUCUCCACCUGCCCCGAUACAAAGACUCGAAUCGGCAGUGGUGGUGCUCAGCGGACAUUGCUUUACAGUCAGGCAUUCGACACAUCUGCUCUCUUCCGACAUUGAAGUCUCUUUCCGUGCAAUCCGCGGCGCUUCCUCAGGAGCUAUGGACAGCUGCUUCGUCCCUGUCAUCACUGUGCUGGGACGAGAGCAUCGCAGUGGUUCCAGGUUCAGACAAGCCAUGGGCGUCAAGCAUAACCGUGGAUAAUUACCCACCACUCCGAUCCCUCGAUAUCCUUGUCCCAGACGCGCUGGCCCAUUUUGUGGAAAAGCAUCCUCUGUCGUUGCGCGGGCUACGGAAAGCGCGUCUUACGGCCCCCUCCACCUCCCUGGACUACAUACCCGAAUUCCUCAAUCUGACCAGUACCUCGCUUUCGGAGCUUGAGGUUCACAUAGUCUGUAAAUCCGAAGGUGGAUUCGAGGUGUCAGGUUGCAGCGAGAAACCCAUGAAUCUUCGCGACCUCCAACUCGUCUAUUACUACUGGCAUGAUCACUAUGUCGCUUGCCAAUCCUCCAUAGCACCUAGCCUAUCUGCAUUCCUUGCCCCUUGCAUCCAAACCAUCGAGCUGCAUGUCCAGUGCUCGUGCGAAGGAAAUCAACACUCGUUCCAAUUCCAUCGACUGCUGCAGCAAGUGGAUGCCCUUUUCAGCUCCGUCGACCGAUCUCCUCACGGAUUCGCAUUGAAAUCUUUCAGAAUACUAUUCUCCAGCCUCGGUCAUUCGUCAUGUCCGAGCCACCCAGAUGUGAAGACACCUCGGGAUUGGGUCUCCUUCCUUCCGACUCUCAAGCUUUGGCACAGCACUAUCGAUUCUUUUGACCUCGCCAUCGAGAUUCAACACCACAUAUAG
Coprinopsis cinerea okayama7#130 is the source of this 1230-nucleotide messenger RNA. RefSeq lists its product as hypothetical. Gene Ontology annotation, molecular function: protein binding. The record is from RefSeq and is a predicted model, not a curated record. The coding region runs from base 1 to 1230 and encodes 409 amino acids. Lineage: Eukaryota; Fungi; Basidiomycota; Agaricomycetes; Agaricales; Psathyrellaceae. The transcript has 2 exons.